ACCGUUAGAGCUCUUUCUCAGUGUGCUUUUUCUUUUUGAUUUGCCAACGUUUGAUUUUCUUCCUUGUUUGCUUAAAGAGAAAGUCUUUCCGUGUCGUUGUUUUAAGAUUCAACAUUCAGGAAAUUUCUUCACGAUGAAUGUGUCCCAGACAAUGGAGACAGAGGAGGACCUCCUGACUUGUGUCCACAUCAAGAUUUACCACCCGCAGCAGAGUUUUAAAGGGCUUUAUAACUGUCUCCCCCUGGGAACCAGGAGCAGACACUCUGCUGAUGAUCCUCUGAGGCUGGGCCGCGACGCCCAGGCCUGCAGCUACGGCCUGGUCGACCCCCGGGUUUCCCGUAAACAGCUGGCCCUCCACGCCUACCGCUCACCCCAGAGUCCAGACCUGCUGUUCUCCAUCCAGAACCUGAGCCAGAGGGGGCGGCUGUCGGUGAACAGCUCGGAGCUGGGCUACCUGGAGAGGAUGGACCUCCCACACAAGGCUCUGAUCCGGUUCGGCGAGUAUGAGAUUCUGAUCACCCGUGAGUCCGGAGAGGCCAAGGCCAGCUUUGAGGUGGAUUUUGAGGUCCUCUCUGUACCUCCAUCCAGAGAGACCUGCACAUGUGAGCCUGGCGUGACAGCUGUGAUGGACACGGGCUUGAUGGACAGUUUCAACGCUCAGUUCAGAGCACUCGAGCCCCAGGAGAUUGAUGAAAGUCUCUCUUAUAAAUGAUGAAAUGUUUGAAAACUUUGUAAUACUCUAUACUCUGCACUUUUUGCAUUAGAUUCCCUUUCAAAUGUGAAAUCAUAUUAUUCUCAUUGCAUUAUGCAAUGUGACAAACAUAUAAUCCAUCAAAUACAGU
Messenger RNA from Cololabis saira (Pacific saury), 842 nucleotides. It is a transcript of the gene tifa, whose product is annotated as TRAF interacting protein with forkhead associated domain. Gene Ontology annotation, molecular function: protein binding. The record is from RefSeq and is a predicted model, not a curated record. Bases 134 to 712 code for a protein of 192 amino acids. The transcript is spliced from 2 exons. Gene Ontology annotation, biological process: canonical NF-kappaB signal transduction. Lineage: Eukaryota; Metazoa; Chordata; Actinopteri; Beloniformes; Belonidae.